AUGCCGCCAACCGCGUUUUCACCACCGCAGGCUGCCCCUAUGCGGCGGUGUCGGCCGGCUGUCAGUGGCACCACCGUGGUGUCAAGGGCACGGGGGCUGCGGGUGGUGGCCGAGGCGGUGCAGCAGCCUCCGGCGACAACCUCCUUCAACGGCAAUGGGAACGGCCACCAUGCCGCGCCCCAAAACGGCAACGGCGCAGUUGCUUUCAACGCCAACGGGAACGGCAAUGGAAGGGUGCCCGCCCACAGCAGCGGCAGCACCCCCCUCAAGGCCGCCCUGAACGGCAGCGGCGGCGACCGGCUCAACGGGAAUGGACGCGGCGGCGGGGGCGCGGCUGUCGUGCUCGAGGAGCAGGUGUCGGUCGAUGAGUCAGGGCUGCAGUACGAGGGGAUCGAGCUGGAGCCGCAGCGCAACCCGGGGCUGCUCGUCAGGGUGCGCGACAUGGUGAAGCACUUCAACACCGCCAAGGGCGUCUUCAAGGCGGUCCAGGGGGUGGACGUCAACAUUGAGCCCUCCUCGAUCUGCGCCCUCCUGGGGCCCAGCGGCAGCGGCAAGACGACGCUGCUGCGGCUGAUCGCGGGGCUGGAGGACCCGACGGGGGGCAGCAUCCUGUUUGAUGAUCUGGAUGCCACAAACCUGCCGGUCGGCAUGGUGUUCCAGAGCUAUGCGCUGUUCAACCACAUGACAGUGGCCGAAAAUGUCAAGUUCGGACUCGAGGUGCGGAAGCUGCCUGUGGACAUCAACAAGCGGGUGGCCGACCUGCUGGAGCUGGUGCAGCUCACAGGCCUGGGCGACCGCUUCCCCCGCCAGCUCAGCGGCGGCCAGCGCCAGCGCGUGGCGCUCGCUCGCGCGCUGGCGUCCAACCCGAAGCUGCUGCUGCUGGACGAGCCGUUUGGGGCGCUGGACGCGGUGGUGCGGAAGCAGCUGCGGGCGGGGCUCAAGGAGAUCGUCAGCACGACGGGCGCUUGGCAGGCGGCCGCCCAAGCUCGCGCCCAGCAAGGCGCAACAGAGGACGCCCCUUCCCUGCCCUGA
Molecule: messenger RNA, 1032 nt
Organism: Monoraphidium neglectum
Lineage: Eukaryota; Viridiplantae; Chlorophyta; Chlorophyceae; Sphaeropleales; Selenastraceae
Product: sulfate transport system ATP-binding protein
Exons: 7
Coding region: 1-1032 (343 amino acids)
Molecular function (GO): ATP binding; ATP hydrolysis activity
Source: RefSeq, a predicted model, not a curated record